Molecule: messenger RNA, 2410 nt
Organism: Scylla paramamosain (green mud crab)
Lineage: Eukaryota; Metazoa; Arthropoda; Malacostraca; Decapoda; Portunidae
Product: immediate early response 3-interacting protein 1-like
Exons: 3
Coding region: 88-381 (97 amino acids)
Biological process (GO): endoplasmic reticulum to Golgi vesicle-mediated transport
Cellular component (GO): COPII-coated ER to Golgi transport vesicle; Golgi membrane; endoplasmic reticulum membrane
Source: RefSeq, a predicted model, not a curated record
CAGUGAGCCUGGAUGCUUCCCAGCUGGCCGCUCCACAGGGAGCCACAGGAAGGGUGACGGGUCGCCUGGCGUGUGUUUACCUCCAGCAUGGCGUUUGGUGUGUACAGUCUGCUGGAGGCCGCCGUGCUAUGCCUCAAUGCUGUGUGUGUCUUAAACGAGGAAAGAUUUUUAUCCAAAUUGCCAGGAUGGGGAGGUUCACAUGUCCAAGGCUUUGGAGAAGAACCAGGCAUCAAAACUCAGAUCUUCCAUUUCAUUCGCUCAGUCAAGACAGUAAUGAAGUUCCUGGAUGUGGAUAGAUGUGGUUGUGAGGUGGCAACUGACAUGAAAACUGCUGACUUUGAUUCUGGAACGUUGACAUGCCAAAACCCAUCCAGCCAUUGAUCCUCGGUUGUUGUUGCAUAAGAACAUAAGAAAAUAAAGGAAUCUGCAAAGAGCCAUGAGGCCUACACACAGCAGUCCCUGUAUGAAACACAAGUACCUACUUCCACCUGUCAUUCCCAUCUAUAAAUUUGUGUAAUCUCUUAAAGCUCCCUAAUGACUCAGCACUAACAUCUUGAUAACUGAGUCUAUUUCAUUCAUCUACCAUUCUAUUUGAGAACCAAUUCCUUCCUAUCUCUUUCUUAAACAUAAAUUUUUCAAGCUUGAAUGCAUUAUUUCUAGUUCUGUCCUGAUUACUGAUCCUCAGAAUUUUGCUUAUGUCCCCCUUGUUAACCUCUUAACCUACAUCUCUCUAAAGAAUGUAAAUUUGAUAGCUUCAGUCACAUUUCAUAAGGAAUACCCCUCAUCCCCUGUAUUCUUUUAGUCAUUCUCCUUUUUGCAGAUUCUAAUAGACCUAUGCCCUUCCUGUAAUAUGGGUACCAGUAUAGUCUAGAUGAGUUCAGACCAGUACCAAAUAUAACUUUAAUAUUACCUCAGGACUUCAGCUUUUAACACUCCAAAAAAUUCAUCCUAAUACCAAAUUUGCUCUAUUUCUGGCCUUUAUGCACUGUAUUCUUAGACAGAGAUCAGAGCUAACUGUAACUCCUAAAUCUUUUUUGUUCCCUGAACCUACCAGAGCUUCGUUGUUUAUUGUGUAUCUACUGUGUGGGUUUCUUUUACCUAUGCUAAGUACUUUGCAUUUGUUAAUUUUAAACUGCCUUUGCCAUCUGUUUGUCCAUUCAUUCACCUUUUCAAAUCUGCCUGCAAGUUGAUGGUAUCUGAAUCUGACCUAAUUAAUUUACCUAUCUUCAUUUCAUCCACAAAUUUACUAACAUCACUACUAAUCUCACUAUCCAAGUCAUUAACAUAUAUUAGAAACAGUAAUGGCCCUAAAACUGAUCCCUGUGGCAUCCCACAAAUUACUUGACCCUAUUUGUAUUUAGAGCUGUUUAUUACAAUUCUCUGUCACCUGUCGCCUAACUAUGAUCUUAUCCAGCCUAACAUCUCACCAUCUGUCCUGUGCACCCUAAUCUUUCUCAGGAGUCUCUGAUGAGGUUCUUUGUCAAACGCUUUACUAAAAUCCAGGUAUAGGAUGUCAUAAUUAUCCUCAUUAUCUGCUGCCUCGUAAACUUUACUGUAAAAACUCAACAACAUUCGUAAGGCAGGACUUCCCUUCAUGAAGCCAUGUUGUGACUGAUUUAUCAAGUUGUGCUUGUCUAAAUGCCUCUUAAUGUUCCUUGCAAUUACUGAUUCUAUUGUUUUACCUACAAUUGAAGCUAAGCUGACAGGUCUAUAAUUAGACCUAACAUUUUAUCUCCUUUCUUAAAGAUGGGUACUACAUUCAUCUGCCUCCACAUUACCGGUACCUCACCUGAGUCUAGCAAUUUUCUAAAAAUAGUAACUAGCGGCUCACUAAUAAUCUCUUUGCAUUCCUUAAGUACUCUGCGAUAUAUUUUUUUCUGGUCCUGGUGACUUGAAUUUUUCAGCCUCUCCCCUGUUCCACUAUCUCCUUAGUUAUGGAAAUAUCUAUCAGCUUCUCAUUCUCUUCUGCUCCAAAAAUCCUUUCACUACCCAGCAUUUCCUGUAUGUUUUCCUGGGUGAAAACUGUUAAGAAAUACUUGUCCAGAAUUUUACUCAUUUUUUCCCCAGAACUAACUCCUGUAGUAUUUCUCUGUUCUUCGUCCUAUAUAUCUGAUAGAAUCCCUUGGGGUUAGUCUUCACUUGGCUAGCUACCUUUAAUAUUACCACAGAAUAAUUUUCUCAUAUUUGGGCUUGCUUCAGUAAAAAAUUGCCAUAAUAUAUUCAGAUGUCCUUUCAAGAAGUGGUAAGCUCCUGCCCUGUGAAAACCUAAUCACAUCCAUUCCCCCCUUUGUGAAGUUGUUCUUAGGAAUGGAUGCCAGAUAAUUUAAACAGAAGUAUAAUUACUUAUUUAUCAACUCUUACCUUUAGUUUUGUACUUUGGGAUGUAUGUGUACUUUUGUCUAAUAUUUUC